This is a messenger RNA of Dreissena polymorpha, 1765 nucleotides long. RefSeq names its product QRFP-like peptide receptor. NCBI's taxonomy places the organism in Eukaryota, Metazoa, Mollusca, Bivalvia, Myida, Dreissenidae. The record is from RefSeq and is a predicted model, not a curated record. The coding region runs from base 5 to 1684 and encodes 559 amino acids. Gene Ontology annotation, biological process: G protein-coupled receptor signaling pathway. Gene Ontology annotation, cellular component: membrane. The transcript is spliced from 5 exons. Gene Ontology annotation, molecular function: G protein-coupled receptor activity.
UCACAUGGAUAUCAUUACUGAGACCCCGGACAAAUUCGAUCUCGCACUUGUGUUGUUAUAUAUUCCAACUUUUGUUGCAGGAAUUAUAGGCAAUGUUGUACUGGCCUAUGUUGUGUUUCGUCACAAAAGGUUGCGGAACGGAACAAAUGUAUUUUUGUACAAUCUUGCAAUGGCGGAUUUGUGUGUCACUCUCAUAUGUAUCCCUAUGGCAGUCGGACAAGCGUUAUACCGAAUUUGGUUGUUCGGGGAAUUCAUGUGUAAACUAACGGGCUUUUUGCAAGGAGUCACAGUGGCGGCGAGUGUUUUCACAAUCGCACUAUUGAGCGUAGACCGGUUUCUGGCAAUCCGUCAUCCCAUGGUCUUCCGGAGACUAAGCACAAACGCUACGGCUGUCAAACUUAUUGUUAUUGUAUGGCUGCUUGCCAUUGCCCUGAUGGUUCCCCUGUUCGUCAUACGUCAGGUAGCCGUCAUGGAUCUGAUACCGGAUGAACCAUUGUACUUUUGUAACGAGCAGUGGCCAGAGGACCACCACAGGCAGCAGUACGACCUUGCACAGUUCAUCAUCGUCUAUACUAUUCCAGGCUCCAUAAUAUGUGUUAGCUAUGGUCUCAUUGGUAGUGAACUUUGGACAGAGGACAAAGACUUGAAAAGAACGGAAUCAGAAACGAGUCAAGGCCUGGCCAAAAAUAUGAUGAAAGGAAGAAAACGGGUGGCUAAAAUGUUAAUAGCACUUGCGGUAAUGUUUGCAAUAUGCUGGCUACCGUACCACAUUGUAAGCCUGUACCUGGACUUUCAUCCUGGCAAUACACAUUUUCUGAAUGUACUGCCAUACACAAUAUUUCUUGGACAUUCGAAUAGUGCCUUGAAUCCGAUAUUAUAUUUCUAUUCUAGUAAAGGAUUCAGAAGUAUAUUAGUGCGCAUGUUCAAGUGCAGAAAACGACCAUUUAAGCAAGUCAGACGGGAUAACAUCAUCGUUCGAUGCACACGAAAUCCGGGCGAUGGAACAACGACCGCCGCCCUGACGCGACGCCCAUUCGUUCGGAUUUUAUCAACCACCACCAGAUGUCAGGCGUCGAGGAGCGGAAGCUUGCGAUUGUCCCGCUCGAACAAUAGCAGCCUCAAAUCCACUUCUGGUACUUUGAGGACAAGCUUUAAAUCAAACAGAUCGUCGAACUCAAAUAGACUUAACGAUCACCACGGACCUCGUGUUUCCUUUAGAGACAAGUGUAAUAAGGACAAUAAAGUCGAUAAUAUAACGAAUAAAAAGGAUAAGACUGACUUGCAAUCCUCAAAUCAACCUAUAUGCCCUCAGGUGCAUAUAAUUGAACCCAGUUAUGAUGAAGAUCAUCAUAAUGUGGAUGUUGAUAUGCCGUAUCAUAAACGGAAUUUCAUGGAAGCCACAAUAAGUAUACCGACAACUAUCAAUGAAGAAAGUAGUCGUCAUAAUUCGUUAGUUCCUGUUUCAAGGUUAAGCCCGUCUCCUAGCAUGCAGGCAAUACACGAAGAGUCAGUUGAGGUAACACAAUCAGGGUCUGAUAAAGAUAAAUUUGAGGCGCUUACAAUUGGCAUUACAAUAAAAUCAUCCGGAGCAAGUGGUAGUUCCAAUCGUGAACUAGAUGUAACAGUGCAUAAUCAUGACAACGAUAUGCAUGAUACACAUCAAGUUAUAGUGCUGGCGGAUUAAACUCUGUCAUUGUUGUGUCUUUGUAAAUGUACAAAAAUAAAUGUAUGAUGUUAAUGUGUUGAAAUAAACGGUUUUGUUCAA